AAUCACACGGGGCAAUACUCAAGACUCUCUGAAUCGCGGGCAGAAAGACAAUCCACCAUGUCUCAUCACCUGGUGCGUACCUUGCGGCCUGCUCGCGUGGGCCGGCCGGCACGGCGGCUUCUCCGCAGCACCACCAGCAGACAGCCGUGGUUGUCAUCGCCACUCCCACUGUCCGUCUCGCUGGCUGCAAGGGCCCAUAACUUCAGCACAACCCCCCAGAACUCUCAAUCCACACCGUCACCACCACUAGCAGAUGUCAAGCAAACAACCUCUGCCGCAGACGCGGCAGCCCAGCUCCUAGCCGAGCUCGGCGGUAAGACCAUCACGCGCAAGCAGUACCUCGACGGCAACCAGGUCCAGCGCCUCAGCCUGACCCUCGGCCGCAGGACCCUCUGGCCCGAGCACCACGACGAGAACCCAUACCCGGACGACAUGACGGACCUCGACGCCACCCCGGGUCCCGGGAUCGCCAUCCCGCAGGGCUACCACCUCGCGUACUUCACCCCCGACGGGCUCGAGGACGAGCUGGGCCCCGACGGGACGGACCGCACCUUUAACGCCCCCGCGCCCUUUACUAGGCGGAUGUGGGCGGGCGGGAAGAUGACGUGGCAUGACGAGAAUGGGAUUGUGAGCUAUCCCGGACCGAUGAUGUUGAGGGUGGGCGAGGUGGCGGAGGAGCGGACGAGGCUUGUGGAUGCGGUGGCCAAGAAGAGCCGCGACGGGAGCGAGAUGGUGCUCGUGGAUGUCGAGAAGGAGUUUUGGGGCAAGAAAGGGCUGGUGCUGGUGGAUCGGCGAUCCUGGAUCUUCCGCCCCGAGCUGGAGGCAGCGAGCUCGACACAAGAGACAGUCACCGAGACACACGUCGUCCGAGGGCCGUCGACGACACGGGAUGUUGAUGUUGACGGAGAAGACCUCCCACGACGGUACCACCGGUGGUCCCCCACAGCGCUGUUCCGCUUCUCAGCCCUGACCUUCAACGGGCACAAGAUCCACUACGACCAGUCCUGGUCCAAGGCCAUCGAGAACCACGCGCCAGGCGUGGUCGUCCACGGCCCGCUGAACCUGAUCUGCAUGCUCAACUACUUCCAGGACAUAAUCGCCUCGCACAGCAAGGGCGUCCAGGAUUUCUCGCCCUCGACCUUCUCGGGAUCCAGAUAUGGAUAUGAGCGGGCCACGAGGGUCAGGGAGAUCGAGUACCGCGCGCUGAGCCCGCUCUAUGCCGGACAGGAGUACUCGAUUCGCGCUGCGAAGCGGGAAGUCAAAGAAGAGGAGGAGGAGGCGAAGGAAGAGUGCGACCCUGACGACGAGGAUUUUGGGCCUGGGCAGGUGUGGGAUGUAUUUAUCGAGAGGGAAGGGACGUUGUGUAUGAGGGGCACGAUUACCACUGCUGGGCCUUGAAACCUGAACGCGACAAGGCAGUCUCCCGCCUUGCGAGGGAAGAAC
Messenger RNA from Microdochium trichocladiopsis, 1443 nucleotides. RefSeq lists its product as uncharacterized. The transcript is spliced from 3 exons. Gene Ontology annotation, molecular function: (3R)-hydroxyacyl-[acyl-carrier-protein] dehydratase activity. Gene Ontology annotation, cellular component: mitochondrion. The coding region runs from base 58 to 1398 and encodes 446 amino acids. The record is from RefSeq and is a predicted model, not a curated record. Lineage: Eukaryota; Fungi; Ascomycota; Sordariomycetes; Xylariales; Microdochiaceae.